Messenger RNA from Phanerochaete carnosa HHB-10118-sp, 1261 nucleotides. RefSeq lists its product as uncharacterized. The coding region runs from base 7 to 915 and encodes 302 amino acids. NCBI's taxonomy places the organism in Eukaryota, Fungi, Basidiomycota, Agaricomycetes, Polyporales, Phanerochaetaceae. The record is from RefSeq and is a predicted model, not a curated record. The transcript has a single exon.
GCGGAGAUGUUCAACGACGAAAGGAGCUGGCUCAACCGAGUCUGGACGAUGCAGGAGACUACCUCCAACUGGCUCCUCGGAGGGCUGGUGCCUGAGGAGUUCAUGGUUCGGAAGGAGGACUUGGACUUGCCGACACAGUUCCACGACGGGGUUUGCAGUCUGCUGCAGGUGCUGGCGCGGGACCCACCAGACUUGUUUGCCUUAGCCAAAGUCUUACGAAGCCGGCGCGGUACUCACCAUAUCGACCAAGUCAGCGCGUUGGGACUCCUCUUGAAGUGUCCCGCUCUACCGAUCUACGACACGAAGCAGCGCUGCGAAGACGGUUGGGGCCAGCUCGUGCAGCAGAUGUCGCACAAACACCGGACUGACCUCCUUGUCAACUGCCCUGUGGUCGGCAACGCUCCGGGAACUAAAUGGUGCCCUUCGUGGUCUCAACUCAUGCUGGGGAAGACGAUACCCUCGGAGACCACUGUCAUCAACUAUUCCGAAGGCGAGCUGCUCAACUGUAGCCCGAUAUCUCACGAUCCCUCGGUCAACCUUGGAGUUGUUUACUGGAACUACGCAUACGUCAUCGAGAGCUGCGAGUUUUCCAUUGAAGACGGUCGCAUACACAUGCAUGUUCUCCUUGGCCCAGCCUCUCAGUCGCAAUUUGCCACCGACAGCUACAAGACGCAGCCUUUCCUUGUCGAGUUCUCCGGAGCGAACCCGCUUUUCGAUCCUGACUUUUACUACGCCGCAGCCGGAAUGGCGAAUCUGGAGUAUUGGGUACUGGGAAAGAUCUCUGGUCACGGUCGGAACAUGGGGUAUGUCCAGUUCGAGAAGAGAUCUACCUUCCGGAUUCCAUGUGCCAGGGAGAGGGAACGACUUUGGCACCUGAACCCCAGCUACUCUGACACUCCGAUACGCUAUCUCUGAUCAGAAGCGAAUACGGUGAGCACUCGAUCAUUACUGUUCUGCAGACGUUCCCAGAUUGAUGGCGUGCUGUAUAAUAAGCAGGAACGGAUGAUGCAGAUGCGCAGUUGGUCCGAUAUUUUAAUAUGCAGAAGGUUUUGUUGCGGGCCACAAGUCCGCUCGCAUGGCUGAUGUUGAUGAUCGUUGGUCCAGCUGUAUUAUCGUUAACAGUAACGCGACAGGCAGAUGUACUUAUACUAGUAGUACUGUAGAUUUUUCGGCGAUGUCUACUACUGCACAGAAUGUCAUGUGAACUCGGGAUAUUUCAGGCGUACUAGUGUGAAUCAUCCUUGGAUGUCGUCGGCUACAA